Molecule: messenger RNA, 472 nt
Organism: Leptopilina heterotoma
Lineage: Eukaryota; Metazoa; Arthropoda; Insecta; Hymenoptera; Figitidae
Exons: 2
Coding region: 23-472 (149 amino acids)
Source: RefSeq, a predicted model, not a curated record
UUUAGAAACGCCUUUACCGACUAUGGAAGACGAAAGUGCUGAAGGUAUUUACGAAGUCGAAGAUAACGAGGGUGCGGAUGCUGUUGAUCAUGGAACCAACGACGAAACGGAGGAAAUGCAACCUUUAGAUUAUAGUCUUCUAAUGCUACGGAGUUCAAUAAAAAUAAACGAUGUUGUAAACCAAGGUGUGUCACCGCAUAUAGAUGAAUCGAGUUCCGGAACUAGCGAGGGUCAAAAGAAUCACAGGAACGACAGUGCGAAAUCGAAAGAACAGAAAAAUAUAAAUCAUCUUGGGACUAUCGAUGAUAUUAAAAACGACUGUUCUCAUUUUCAAAGACAUACUAACGAAGUUCCACACGAAAUUCAACAAUCAAAUCCAAGCGAUGGAACAAAUGUUAUCAGUAACAAUAAAUCUUCACUCAGAAAUGCAGGACAACUUAAAGCUAUGGCUACGACAGCGCGAGUUGGAUGA